AUGCUGCUUUGCUGUUCAGGCAAAUAUGUUCUUGCUGGGCCUGGGGUCCUGUCGGAGCUGAAAACGAGGGCCCAGCACUACCGCGAGCGCUUGUCCGUGUACGAGGCCCCCAUCCCCGCGGACGACAGGUUCGACCGUAGGGCGAGGGCGAGGGACUGGUUGCGCUCUAGCAGCGCUCGACGGCGGAGCGGCGGCGUUGGCCUCGGCAGCGGUGCGCCAGGCAGGGAGGAGAGAGAUCGGGAGGAGCGGGGGGCCGAGGCGGCGCAGGCGGCGGUGGCGCGCGCUACCUGGGUGUUGGACGACCAAGAACCCGCCAGAGAUACGUCCGUCGCAAGCCAGGGCGGCUCGGUCAAGGGAGGUGCGAGCGUGGACGGGGCGGACGCUCCUGCUCUUGAGGAGGAGGAGGGUGGCGGCGGGGGCGGCGCUUCUUCCACUCCCUCGAAACGACCACCUGCCACGCCUAGUUCUUGCGAUGGAUGCGGGGAGGAAGGCGGCGAAACUUCCCCUGUUGGAGCGGCUCGGCAGUUCACACCACCGCCAUCUACGCCGUCCAACAAGUCCGUGGGUGACGCCGGCGGAGGCGCGGGAAGCGAGGGGGGGAAGAUUGGGGAGGAGUGUGCAGAUGGUUCCAGAAGCGUCGGGACGACUUCCCCCGGCGACAGCAGGCCAUCACCUUCCGUGGGCGAUGAUCAGUUAACACGCGAUGGUGGUAGCGGUGGCGGCGACGUCUCUCAAUCGGAACGGCAAGCAUCCGGGGCAGGGGCGGCGGGAGAGGGGGUGGCGGCGGCGGCGGCGGCGGCGGCAGAGCCGAAGCAUCCAAACGUGGACCAGAAGGAGCUAUUCUUGCCGAACCUGGUGAUGGAGUUCGGCGAGGAUUCUCCGGCGUUUCGGAGAAAGGUCGAGACUCUCGAUAGCAACGUGGAAGGUCUUCGCGGCCAGCUGCAGCAGCUCGUGGCCGUCGCGCGCAAGUACUGCGGCAACGGCUUGGCCUUCUGCGAGCACGGCCGGGAGCUGGCGGGCGUUCUGAUGAACCCACGGGGGGAGAGCUGGUUCACGCGGCUCGGGGCCCUGGCACCAGCUCUGGAGGAGCUUGGCCGCGUCCUAGGGGACAUCCAGGGCUUCCAGGAGGACAUCCUCCUAAGGCCGCUGGAGAACGCCUUCUACCCCAUGGAGGACUUUGUCAAGGGGGAGGUCAAGACGAUUCGGAAGGUACGUAUACUUGUCUACUACCGGUAG
Ectocarpus siliculosus is the source of this 1236-nucleotide messenger RNA. Lineage: Eukaryota; Phaeophyceae; Ectocarpales; Ectocarpaceae. The record is from the annotation of a GenBank genome assembly.